AUGGAGCCACUUCUUGAAUCGAAGGCCGGUCCUUCCGACCCAUGGCGGGCGCUGGACCAACAAGAACGAGAAGCUUCGAGGUGGCAACGGCAGAGGAGAGUAUGGACAAAGCUUGCGAGCUUCGCUUUGGCUAUGGCUCUUGGAUGGACGAUAUUCGUGCAUUUUUGUGGACAUUGGAGGGAUACUGGACGGUCUUGGAGGUUGGACUGGGGCCAGCAUGACAGCGGCGAGAGCUUGGAGAAAGGAAAGGGUAGUCAGUACUUGCUGGGUGUGGGAAAGGCGGAUAUUACUGGACCUGUAGUUGAGAUCAACAUGAUGGGUUACGCGGACACCAAACAGGUUGGAUCAGGGCUCCGUCAGCGACUCUACUCUCGAGCAUUCAUCGUUGGAGAUGUGGAGCGUCCGGAAGACAGAUUCGUGUAUCUUGUCUUGGAUACACAAUCUGGGGACACGGCAGUCAGAUAUGGCAUUCUAGAAGGAUUGUCGAAACUGGGCUCGGACUUUGCGGUCUAUGGGCAGCACAACGUUGCUGUCACAGGCACACAUUCGCAUUCUGGACCAGGAGCCUGGUUGAAUUAUCUUUUGCCUCAGAUAACUAGCAAAGGCUUUGACAAGCAAAGCUAUAGAGCUAUCGUGGAUGGUGCUAUUCUUUCCAUACAGAGAGCUCAUACGAGUUUGCAACCAGGAUACCUGACCGUUGGGUCGACGAAAGUAUUUGGUGCCAAUAUCAACAGAAGUCUCUACGCCUAUUUAGCCAACCCGGAGGAGGAGAGAGUCAAGUACAAUGAAAGCACAGAAGACGAUGGUUCUGUCGAGAAGACUUUAACUCUUCUCAAGUUCCAGCGUGCCUCUGAUGGGAGGAAUACUGGUGUGCUCACUUGGUUCCCGACACAUGGCACUUCGAUGCUUGGGAAUAACACCUUGAUAUCAGGGGAUAAUAAGGGUAUUGCAGCUGAUUUGUUUGAGAAGAGCUUCUCAGCCGACGACAACGUUGCAGAAGGCUUCGUGGCUGGCUUUUCCCAGGCAAAUGUUGGAGAUACCAGUCCUAACGUCCUAGGAGCUUGGUGUGAGGACGGCACUGGUGCGGAGUGCAGCUUUAAAAACAGCACUUGCAGUGAUGGCAAAAGCCAGUUCUGCCAUGCUCGCGGUCCGUUUUUCCGAGAACAGGAUAAUGGUGCUGCAUCCUGUUACGAAGUUGGCAAGAGACAAUACGAGCCUGCAAGAGCCCUGUACGACCAUCUCGACAUAGAGGGAACGCCAAUAACAGGCUCCUCUGUCAAGUCAUUUCACACUUUCCAGGACAUGACGAACUUCACCUUCCCUUUAGCUAAUGGGAGCUACGUUCAUACUUGUCCAGCUGCUCUGGGAUACUCGUUUGCAGCGGGUACUUCAGAUGGACCAGGUGCUUUUGACUUUACUCAAAACGAUCCUGGGGCUCCUAACGCUUCUCCUGUAUGGAGAGUUGUAUCAGGUUUCAUUAAGGAGCCUACCAAAGCUCAAAAGCGCUGUCACUACCCCAAGCCUAUACUACUGGACGUGGGAGAAAUCAGCUCUCCAUACCUCUGGACACCCAAUAUAGUCGAUGUCCAAGUCCUGCGAGUCGGCCAACUAGUAAUCAUAGUUAGCCCCGGCGAGGCCACCACGAUGGCCGGCCGACGCUGGAAAGAAGCUAUUCACGAUUCAGCCUCCUCCCUCGCACUUUCCGGCUCCCCAUCAGUUGAUCCAGUCGUGGUUAUUGGAGGCCCAGCAAACAGCUAUACGCAUUACAUUGCCACAAUGGAAGAAUACGGUAUCCAGCGCUACGAAGGUGCGUCGACGCUUUAUGGUCCAUAUACACUCAACGCAUACAUCAACCUGACCCUCCAAUACCUUCCCUACCUGAGCUCAACUUCCACCACCCGCCCACUCCCUGGCCCCUCACCACCAGACAACGUCAAUCGCUCCCUCUCUUUCAUCACCGGUGUUGUCUUCGAUGGCACCCCUAUAUUCAAGCAAUUCGGAGAUGUGAAAACAGCCGUACGACCCGCAUAUUCCAUCGGCGACAUCGUAUCCGUCACCUUCGUCGGUGCAAAUCCCCGCAAUUCUCUCCGUCUCGAGCAAACCUAUGCUGCGAUAGAGAAGUUUGAUGCCGCGACCAGUCGAUGGGUGAGAGUACGAGAUGACAGUGAUUGGAGUUUGAUUUUCAAUUGGAAGCGUACGAGUAGUGUGUUGGGAACGAGUGAGGUUGAGAUUGUGUGGGAGACAGAGGACUGGGCGAGUCCUGGACAGUAUAGGAUUCGGUAUUAUGGGGAUUCCAAGGCGGUUGGGAGUAAGAUUACGGCGUUUGAGGGUACGAGUGGGGAGUUUGUUUUGACUUGA
Messenger RNA from Cadophora gregata, 2358 nucleotides. RefSeq lists its product as uncharacterized. The record is from RefSeq and is a predicted model, not a curated record. Gene Ontology annotation, cellular component: extracellular region. The transcript has 2 exons. Lineage: Eukaryota; Fungi; Ascomycota; Leotiomycetes; Helotiales; Ploettnerulaceae. Gene Ontology annotation, molecular function: N-acylsphingosine amidohydrolase activity. Bases 1 to 2358 code for a protein of 785 amino acids. Gene Ontology annotation, biological process: long-chain fatty acid biosynthetic process; ceramide catabolic process; sphingosine biosynthetic process.